UGCAGGCUGCAGCCAUGUCUUCAACCUCCGCAACACCGAGCAAGCCGGAUGACAGCCAGGCGCUGAAACCCGUGCUCAGCAAGGGUGACGGCGGCGCCAGUCCGAGAGUCGGCGCGUCAAAAGUCGUGUCUAUCGCCGAGCCGGAGAGUAUCUCUCCUGUGAUGAAUGGUCGUCACAAAGAAGCAGAAGACGACGACAGCUUUGCAUUGGAUCGCGGCGCUGUGAGGCAUCAGCAUCGUGCUAAAGUAGGCAAACGCCUACAAGGUCGGCCACCUGUUGAUCGCAACACGUCCUCUCAGCAGACCCUGACCGACAAUCCACUGUCCAGCAUCAUCAGUGAAGAGGGCAUACAUUUUCCUCACAUCCAUCGCCGUUCCCACGGUCAACACGAGAACGUCCUGUCUCAAGUCAGUGCCUGGCUGAAGCAGGAAAAAGCAAGAAGAGCUGCACGCAAAGAAAAGCGCCGCUCUACUGGCACCAGCGCUGAAUUGUCUCAAACAGACGGCUCGUGCGAUACCAAGGAACGCCGUUCUUCUGAUACCUCUGAAGGCUCUACGGCUUUGGAAAGCCUCGAGAACAUUUUGGAGAAGAGCAUCUCCAUUGUCAGUAACGAAAGCCGCAGACUCGCAAAUUCUACGCACAUGCCGCAUCGGCCUGCUGUCAUGAAAAGAAACAGGCGUCAGUCGACGACUGCUUCCUCGGACACCGAGUACCUGGACGGUGAUGCGAUCGUGCCCAGCUGCGACGCCGUACUGGACAAUUCACGAACUUUGGCGUACAGUGGCGGUGAAGCGGCCGAGGAAGAUGAUGAUGACAUUACCCCAGGCACGAGGAAGUCCAGAGAAAGGCAAGCCUGGGCAACGUUCAAGUAUGAGAUUGUGCGUCUGUCACACACGCUGCGCCUCAAGGGCUGGAGGAAGGUGCCCAUGGAAAAGAGCAGUGACAUUGAAGUUGAACGUCUAAGCGGCGCCCUGACCAACGCCGUGUAUGUUGUAUCUCCGCCGAAAGACCUUCCUCCCAGACAAUCAAUGCAAGGAGACGUGGAAGUAGUGAGACCCACUAUCCCUCCGCCCAAGCUCCUUCUUCGCAUCUACGGCCCUCAGGUCGAGCAUCUGAUCGACCGCGAAUCCGAGCUUCAGAUCCUAAAGCGCUUGGCUCGCAAGCGCAUCGGCCCUCGACUGCUUGGCACAUUCAGCAAUGGCCGCUUUGAGGAGUUCUUCCAUGCCCGUACCCUCACGCCCAAUGACCUCAGGAACCCCGACACUUCGAUGCACAUUGCUAAGCGCAUGCGCGAGCUGCACGAAGGAAUUGACCUUCUGUCCCAAGAACGUGAAGACGGACCUUUCGUCUGGCGGAAUUGGGAUAAGUGGGUCGACCGCUGUGAGCUUGUCACCGAAUGGCUUGAUGCCCAAAUCAUCAACGAGGCCCCAUCGACGACGAAGAGCAAGUUAGAAGGCUGGAGGGAGCGUGGUUUCGUGUGCGGAACCGAGUGGAAGUUCUUCAGGCAGACGUUGGAAAAGUACAGGAAAUGGCUUGAAGAGCAGUACGGAGGGGCCAAGAAGCUGAAUGAGAGGCUGGUGUUUGCCCACAAUGAUACUCAAUAUGGCAACAUCCUACGUCUAGUUCCCUCUGGACAUUCCCCCUUGCUUCUCCCAUCAAACGAGCACAAGCAGCUUGUGGUCAUUGAUUUCGAGUAUGCUAAUGCGAACACACCCGGUCUGGAGUUUGCCAACCAUUUUACUGAAUGGUGUUACAACUACCAUGACCCUGAGCGUGCUUUUGCUAUCAACACAAGAGUCUACCCGACUCCCAAAGAACAACACCGGUUCAUCCGCUCCUACGUUACUCACAGGCCCUUCACCUCGCAAACCCCCACGCCAUCCACGGGUGGCGCCACGCCUACCGCCAAGCCCGGCAUCACGCAUACGCAGUCUUCAAGCAGCAGCAUUAGCGCCUUCAUGCUCGACUCCCGCACCCCACCACAGGCCAUCAAGGAGGCCGAAGAGCACGAGGAACGCGAGAUCGAAGCGGAGACGCAGCGACUGAUGGCGGAAACGCGACUGUGGCGGAUGGCCAACAGCUCGAUGUGGGUGGCAUGGGGCAUCGUGCAAGCCAAGGUGCCAGGGAUGCCCGACUUGGACACAAAAGAGAACACGGCAGCCAACGCAAGCAUCACCGGCACUGGGUCCAACGCAGCUGCCGACGAGCAGGAGCCUGAAGAAGAGUCGUACCUCACCGCGCGCGGCCUGGACGCGAACCAGGCCACGGACCCCCUGGGCCCCGAGGAACAGGAGAUCGCGGCCGACUUGGCGGACAAGCGGCCCGAGGAGAGCGGCGAUGACGAAGAGUUCGAUUACCUCGCGUACGCCCAGGAACGCGCCAUGUUCUUCUGGGGCGACGCGGUGCAUUUGGGCAUUGUGAAGAAGGAAGAGCUGCCCGAAGGACUGAGGGCGGCGUUGAAGAUUGUUGAGUGGUGAGGGAUUGUGUUUGAACGUAGGGAAGUUUGGAGUUUGGAAGGUUGGUGGGCUAGAGAUUGGAGACGAUCGGAUUGGUGGGGGCUUGGUGAUUGGGAAGGCUGUAUUUAGUGGUUGGUUGGGUAUGAUAGCGUUUGUAUGAAUUGGUGUGCACAGAAAAACAAGAUUACGAAAUUGGUGC
Aplosporella prunicola CBS 121167 is the source of this 2655-nucleotide messenger RNA. RefSeq lists its product as uncharacterized. Gene Ontology annotation, molecular function: choline kinase activity; ethanolamine kinase activity. The transcript has 5 exons. The record is from RefSeq and is a predicted model, not a curated record. Gene Ontology annotation, biological process: phosphatidylcholine biosynthetic process; phosphatidylethanolamine biosynthetic process. Gene Ontology annotation, cellular component: cytoplasm. The coding region runs from base 15 to 2477 and encodes 820 amino acids. Lineage: Eukaryota; Fungi; Ascomycota; Dothideomycetes; Botryosphaeriales; Aplosporellaceae.